Molecule: messenger RNA, 2635 nt
Organism: Cyprinus carpio (common carp)
Lineage: Eukaryota; Metazoa; Chordata; Actinopteri; Cypriniformes; Cyprinidae
Source: RefSeq, a predicted model, not a curated record
ACAUGCACUGAUGCUAUAGUUGUGCCAAACAUCUGUAGAAUGAAUUGAUUCACUGUAUUAUCAUGUCCGUACAUGUUACUUCCUUUUCAUGCUUUUUGGCAUCACAAUCUGUGGUCCCUCCUUACUAUGAUGCAACCUGAAGAGGCGGAGCAAAAGUUUUCUUUUGGGGUGCAUAAAUUCUCAUCCUUGGAAUAUUCAAGCUUCAUUGAAUAGGGAUAUACAAUGGAGAUCAACAGAUCAGCUGCAUGUGUAGUGACAGUAUUGUGUAUUUGUGCCACAUCCGCUGCACAAGGAUUUUGCCAUAAUGACAAAGGGAGCCACAGCAAUGCAGGUUUCAGUGGACAGAUGGAAGGCAGCCAUCAUCUGCACUGUUGUGGAAAUGUGUCGUACAAGAUCUCAGAAAGUUCCUGCUGUAAUGGAAAUGUAACUCUGGGAUUAAGCCAGCUGGUGGCUGACUGCUGUGAUUCUGUAUCUUACAAUCCCCUUAACGAGAUUUGCUGUAAUGGCAGCAUACUGACACGAAGCAGCACUCACAUGAAAUGCUGUGGCAAAGCCAUGUACCUGACAACGACUCAUUUGUGUUGUGGUGGUGACAAAAUAUUUGAAUGGAAGGAAAAUCAUUCUUGUUGUGGCAAUGAAACAUAUGACAUGACAACCCACUGCUGCUGCACUAACCUUAAUCUAAAAGUAAAGCCUUAUAAUGACACUUGCUGUCCAAAAGCAACAGAUUCUGAUAAAAAAACAAAAUGCCAACAAGGCUCCCUUCCCACCUGCACACUCCCCAAAGUCUCAGAAUUGAAGUGUGGGUCUGAACCUUACAAUCCCCAGGAAAAAAUAUGUUGCUCAGGGAAUCUGUAUAAGAAGGCAUCAGCACUUACUAAGUGCUGUGGCAAAGAUGUUUACACUCUGUCAGAUGACAAUGUGCUGUGCUGUAAUGGAAUCCUUCAUCUCAAUGUGCCUGAGCAGUCAGAGUGUGUUGGAGGUGUUAUAUAUGCUCCACCAAACACUAUUUGCCAAAUGUCUGCUCGCCCCCGUCUUGGUGAGCACUGCUGUGGAGGACAAACCUUCAAUCCUCGCACACAUAUUUGCUGUAACGGACACAGCCACAACAAAACGAAUGGCAAUUAUUGUUGUGGUUCAGAAGUCUAUGACCUCCACAACCAGUUGUUGAGAUGCUGCUCAGGUCAUCUCUACAACCUAACACGUUUAAGUGGGGAAGCAGAGUGCUGUGGAAACCAUCUGCUGGAAUAUAAUAACAAUCAGAUUUGUUGUUCAUCCUCAACCAAUGCUAUAAUUUAUGACACCAAACCAAACCACCGUUGCUGUGGGCAUUACUACUACAACACAUCCCUGUGGAGCUGCUGUGCUGAACAUCUCAAACCAACACCAAAGCCUGACAGCUCUCCUGCAGAAUACAGGCUUAAACCACUAAUGGACCUGAUCCCUGAAAUGUGCAAUAAAACAAUGUUCUUUGGCAAAGUGGAGAGUUUGGCACUUGAAAAUGAUCAGCGUCAUGUGGUGUUGAAAGUUGUGUGGCAGGUCAACAUGAAAUCAGAAAAGGUCAUCAAAGACCCAUGGCUUCAUGUGUCCCUGGAUCACUGCAGCUCUCCUGCCACAGAGAGCGGCAUGACCUACCUUUGGGAGGAAAACCAUGAUAGGAAGUACAAGCUUCUCUCUCACCCUGUUGACCUAACCUCUGACAUGCAACUGUUAUAUGCUGUAUGUUACCAUAAAAAGGGAUAAAAAUAUGGAUUGAGGUCUACAAUAUUUCCCAUAAUUUUGAAGCAAAUUCAUGCAGGUUGUCAUAAGAUUUUUGUCCUGAAGAGAAUUUGUAUCCAUCAUUAAUGCUAAAUGACCCUUAAGACAAGUUUACCCUUUUAAGAGAAGUCUGUUACUGUACGCAGCAUUAUGGCAGAUGCCUCACAUGUUGUAUAUCUGUGCUUUUUUGCCUCACUGGAUAUUUUUAAUUAAUCUCAAUAAUAUAUCGAUCCUGUUGGGAGUGAUGCAUCUAUUUAUUCAGUCAGGUAAAUUUUAAGGUUUGUUAAUAUACAAAUUUUAAAAAGAGAAAUGGAAUCAGUUAUUGAGUUCUCUUAAAAGUAAUUUUUUUACAAAAGAAAUUAAUGGCUUUUAUCCUAAUCCUUGAAGACAGAGGUUAUUUCAUAUGUUUUUUUUAUAUUUUAAGAUGUUAAUAUAACAACAGCUCAAAUAUAAGCUUGAUGUAGCUAUGCAUUUAUUUUUAUUAUUAUUAUUAUUUUUCAUUUAAUUGUUGUUGUUAUUUUUUAUUUUUAUUUUUGACCAAUUUACAGGUUUGUUACUACUUGUCGAACAGUAAUCCUCAUUCAUUAAAUUUGACCUGAAAUGUAUUCUAAAUUUACUUAAUUUAGACUUAAAUUAAUAGACUUAAUUUAGAGACAAUCAUACAACAAGAUGUUAAGUGUUAAGAUGAAAUGUCCCUUAUCUGUCUGUCUCAUCUCAUCUGUCUGUCUAAUACAUGUAGUGGUUUGGGAGUUUUAAACUUCUCCAAACUCUUACAUAGUGUUCAGUUUCCAUGUCUCCUCUAUACAACUUUGAACACACCUUUCAUGUUAAAUGUUGUGUGAAGAAAGUUUACUUGUUCAAGUUGUAUUAUGGUAUU